Messenger RNA from Eupeodes corollae, 1933 nucleotides. It is a transcript of the gene Caper, whose product is annotated as RNA-binding protein 39. Lineage: Eukaryota; Metazoa; Arthropoda; Insecta; Diptera; Syrphidae. The coding region runs from base 217 to 1872 and encodes 551 amino acids. The transcript is spliced from 6 exons. Gene Ontology annotation, biological process: mRNA processing. Gene Ontology annotation, molecular function: RNA binding. Gene Ontology annotation, cellular component: nucleus. The record is from RefSeq and is a predicted model, not a curated record.
ACAUUUCUUCGUUCCAAGAUUUGACGUAUCGACUGAGUCACCUUAUUUUUGUCUUCGCCGCGCUUAACACAUUUUCUAAUAAACUUUUAAUUAAAUCCCGCAUUAAUUUUGUUAAAUAUUUUUUUUAGAAAUAAAACAAAAAUCGAAACCGAUACGAAAAUUGGUUACAUUCUACUAUUAAUUUGUAUGAACAAAAAUUGCUCAUAAUCUGCUAAAAUGGCUGAUGAUUUUGAUAUAGAAGCCAUGUUGGAAGAGCCAUAUCAAAAGGGCAUAAAAACUGGACAGCAAUCUAACCAAACUCAAAGCAGCAAUGGACGAAAGGAUGACUAUGCAAAGGGUAGCCGAUCAUCAAGAAGCCCGUCAAGAAGUGGGGAAAAGCACAAAGCCAAUUAUAUAAGAGAAGGCGAUAGAAAUAAAGACAAACACAGGGAUAGAGACAGAGAACGUUAUCGAUCUGUAGAAAGGUCUCGGGACAGAGAACGACGACGGUCCCGAGAAAAGAGAGGUAGUAAAUCCCGUGAUAGAAGAAGGAGUCGGUCAGGAGAUCGUAAGUCCAACAGACCUCGCGAUCGAGAAAGGAGGAGAAGUAAAUCUGGAGAACGACGAAGCCGUUCUAAAGAAAGAAAACUUAGUCCAAUCAGAGAAAAACCCAGUCGAAGUCGAUCACAGAGAUUGAAUUCCAGGGAUAAAAGACGCCGCAGUUAUUCACCAAAGCCAUUCAAACGGGGCCGAACACCCCCAAAUGGAUUAGGAGAACAUUCGCCAAGAGCUGAUUUGAGUCCAGAGGAGAGGGAUGCACGCACAGUGUUUUGUAUGCAACUUUCACAGCGUAUUCGUGCAAGAGACUUAGAAGAGUUUUUUUCAAGUGUUGGGAAAGUACGUGAUGUAAGACUUAUAACGUGCAACAAAACAAAAAGAUUCAAAGGAAUUGCCUAUAUUGAGUUCAAAGAUCCAGAAUCGGUUGCCUUGGCCUUGGGACUCUCCGGCCAAAAAUUAUUAGGUAUACCAAUUUGCGUUCAACAUACCCAAGCCGAAAAAAACCGCAUCGCCAAUGCUGUACCAACAUUUACUCCUAAACCGCAUACAGGGCCGAUGCGAUUGUAUGUCGGCUCUUUGCAUUUUAAUAUAACUGAAGAAAUGCUGCGUGGGAUCUUUGAACCAUUUGGAAAAAUUGAUUCCAUUCAGUUGAUUUCCGAUACAGAAACUGGACGCUCCAAAGGGUACGGAUUUAUAACGUAUCACAACGCGGACGACGCAAAGAAGGCACUCGAACAACUUAAUGGAUUUGAAUUAGCUGGCCGUCCAAUGAAAGUGGGAAAUGUUACCGAGCGUCUCGAUAUGAACACAACUUCUCUUGAUACAGAUGAAAUGGACCGCAGUGGUAUUGACCUCGGGGCAACUGGCAGAUUACAGUUGAUGUUUAAACUGGCAGAAGGUGCUGGCCUAGCUGUGCCGCAAGCAGCUGCAAAUGCGCUGUUAGCAACUGCCCCACAACCGGUAGUAGUGCAGCAACAGGCACAAAGCCCUACUAUAGCUACACAAUGUUUCAUGUUGUCCAAUAUGUUUGAUCCAAAAAAAGAAACUAAUCCUUUUUGGGAAGUGGAAAUUAGGGACGAUGUGUUGGACGAGUGCAAUAAGCAUGGUGGAACCCUACAUAUUUAUGUUGACAAAGAUUCACCUACUGGAAAUGUGUACGUUAAAUGCCCAAGCAUAACCACAGCUGUUUUGGCUGUUAAUUCCUUACAUGGAAGAUGGUUUGCGGGACGUGUUAUUACUGCAGCAUAUGUACCACUUAUAAACUAUCAUACACUUUUCCCAGAUGCACUUGCUGCAGUCAAUUUGCUAAGUACUACGAGAAAAGCGGCGGAAUAGAUAUAAAAAAAAAACUUGAUUAUAUAAAUCAAAAACAAAAUAAAACACAGUUGAAUAAUAA